This is a messenger RNA of Boeremia exigua, 723 nucleotides long. RefSeq lists its product as uncharacterized. The record is from RefSeq and is a predicted model, not a curated record. The transcript is spliced from 3 exons. The coding region runs from base 1 to 723 and encodes 240 amino acids. Lineage: Eukaryota; Fungi; Ascomycota; Dothideomycetes; Pleosporales; Didymellaceae. Gene Ontology annotation, molecular function: alcohol dehydrogenase (NAD+) activity; metal ion binding.
AUGGAAUGCACCGCUGCUUUGGUCUUGGAAAGUCUGACAAUGCACACUACCACGCAUAUUACGGAAGAGGCCAUGGAACUGGUCUUGGAGAAGAACGGCGAUGGUAUCCCGUCUGUAGAAGGUGGUAGUACAACUGGGCUUGGGAAAGCUAUCAGCUUUCGCACUGAACUGCCUCACCUGUGCGUUCCCACGACAUACACUGGCAGCGAGAUGACACCCAUCCUUCCAGAGACCGAGAACGGCGUCAAGACUACCAGAAGGGACCCCAAUAUUUUGCCUACUGCAGUCUUACACGAUAAAGACGGAUACAAAGCGCUUUACGUGGCGUGGCGCUGCGGGAUCUGUCUUGGCGCUGUCGACAUUGCCCUUCACCAUAAUCUCUGUCAUACUGCUGGCAGCACUUUUAAUCUCCCCCAUGCGGAGACUCACGUGGCCAUACUGCCCAAUGCUCUUGCAUAUAAUGCAUCAGCUGCGCCAGAGGCAAUGAAGACAAUGGCACCUGCUUUCCCGGAGAGUGAAGGCGAUGCUGUAAGGGGCAUCAACGCUCUCUAUCGCCGACUUGGCGUCGAGGUAUCUCUUAAGACUCUGGGAAUGCCUGAAGCUGGGAUUGAAAAGGCGGCAGUAAUUGUAGCUAAGAACUCCGACAAGAAUCCGGCGACCUUGGAGAGUGAAUCCAUUCGCGAGAUCAUCAGGAGAGCUUGGGCAGGAGAAGCAACGUCUUAG